GUUUUCUCCUGUCUUCUCCCAUUUUCUUCGCUGUAUACACCUACUAAUACACACACAUACGUAGAAGAGAUCGUAUAGUUUUUGCUUCGGAUUAUUGUUGGAUAGCAAUGGCGGCGAGCAACGGCGCUUCGAGCAACGGUCUGAUCGUCAGUUUUGGUGAGAUGUUGAUCGACUUCGUCCCGACGGUGUCGGGGGUGUCGCUGGCGGAGGCGCCGGGGUUCCUGAAGGCUCCCGGCGGCGCCCCGGCCAACGUCGCCAUAGCCGUCGCAAGGCUCGGCGGGAAGGCCGCGUUUGUCGGCAAGCUUGGGGACGAUGAGUUCGGCCACAUGCUCGCUGGGAUCCUGAAGGAGAACGGCGUGUCUGCCGAUGGUGUGAACUUUGACAAAGGUGCGCGCACUGCUCUGGCGUUUGUGACCCUACGCGCCGACGGAGAGCGUGAGUUCAUGUUCUAUAGGAAUCCCAGCGCUGACAUGCUGCUCACCCCCGAUGAGUUGAAUCUCGAACUCAUUAGAUCUGCUAAAGUGUUCCAUUAUGGAUCAAUAAGCUUGAUCGUGGAGCCAUGCAGAUCAGCGCAUUUGAAAGCCAUGGAAGUGGCCAAGAGCGCUGGAGCAUUGCUUUCUUAUGACCCCAACCUCCGGCUGCCGCUGUGGCCGUCAGCUGAGUAUGCUAAAGAGCAAAUAAAGAGCAUUUGGAAUAAAGCAGAUGUGAUCAAGGUCAGUGAUGAGGAGCUCGUAUUUCUCACCGGAAGCGAUAAGGUUGAUGAUGAAUCCGCCAUGUCCCUAUGGCACGACAACUUGAAGCUCCUCUUAGUUACACUUGGAGCCAAGGGUUGCAGAUAUUAUACCAAGAAUUUUCGGGGAGCUGUGGAAGGGUUUGCAGUGAAGACAGUAGACACAACUGGGGCAGGUGAUUCCUUUGUGGGAGCCCUCCUUGGGAAGAUUGUUGACGACCAUUCAAUAAUCCAGGACGAAACGAGGUUGAAGGAAGCAUUGAAGUAUGCAUGUGCAUGUGGAGCAAUAACCACGACUAAAAAGGGUGCAAUCCCAGCUCUUCCAGCACACUCCGAGGUCCUUUCCGUUCUCAAUGGACCAAAAUAGAGGAAUUGCCAGUUGCCUCAAGUAGUUGUUUUCCUUUUCUUUUUCUUUUUUUAUCUUUUCCUAAGCUUUUUAACCUAAAGUUUUGCUUCUCCUUUUUCAAUUUUUAUUUGACCCUUGUUGAGAUGCUGCAACUAUCUCUUAAAUUGUGAUUGAUAAAUAAAGACAGCUUCUUCA
Messenger RNA from Sesamum indicum (sesame), 1271 nucleotides. The record is from RefSeq and is a predicted model, not a curated record. NCBI's taxonomy places the organism in Eukaryota, Viridiplantae, Streptophyta, Magnoliopsida, Lamiales, Pedaliaceae.